AUGAACGCAGCGCUGUCUGCUCUGGCAAUUAGCACACUCAGUUUUCUGACACCAGAUGGAGCUUACUAUAUACCUCAAGUGGGCACUGGAAGGCGUUCUCAAUACGUCGUCAUUCAUAGAGAUGGAACUCACAAGUAUGGAUAUGACACUGGAAAGGGAGCCUUUGAAAGUGAUAAGUCUAUGUCUACAAGUAUUGGUCAACAAAAAGGAAGGUUUAGUUUCCUGGAGAAGGACAGCCUCAUUCGGAGUAGUGAUGUGGACAUGGCUGAAGUCAGCAAGGAACGUGGAGGAGAAGCACCUGACUUCAGAGGAAGCAAUAGCCUUUUCAGCCUCUUCGGGGAGGCUGAAAAACUCGAAGCAGGAAGAGAACUGCGAAGCUGUGGAGCAGCAGAAGGAAUGGCAGUGUUGUCUGCUGUGGCAGUUAGCACACUGAGUUUGCCGGGACCAGAUGGAGCCUACAACAUACCUCAAGUAGGAACUGGAAGGCGUUCCCAGUAUUUUGUCCUUCACAGAGAUGGUACUUAUAAAUAUGGCCAUGAUACUGGUGAAGGAGCCUUCGAGAGUGCCAAGUCUACAAGGGUUGGACAGCAAGAUGGAAGGUUUGGCUAUGUUGACCCUGAUGGCAAUUCCGUGAAUCUUCAAUACACAGCUGGUGAGGCUGGUUUUGUCCCAUCAGGAUCUCACCUCCCACAACCACAUCCUGACUUCCAUAAGGCCCAUGCUGCUGCAAGGGCUCGUCCACCUUUCGUUGAUCCCCUGGCCAACCCAAAUACUGAUGCUUCUUAUGGUUUCCAGUUUGCUGGAGAGGGACAAACAAGAUCAGAGCAAAGUGAUGCCACUGGAAAUGUCCGAGGAUCUUACUCCUACACAGACGAUAAUGGAAUCACAAGAACCUACUCUUACACUGCAGGUCGUGGCACUGGCUUCGUUGUAGAAGGUAAUGACCUUCCACUCUCGCCUCCAACUCCUGAAUCUUCUCCAUCUACUCCAGCAGCUACACGACAAUCUUCUUCAGGUGCCAGAUUUCCCUCAGGUUACAGAGCAACAGGAUCAUUAGGAUCUCCCUCAUCCAUCUCCUCCUCCUCCUCCCCUGGUUACAGGCCACCUGCUGCAGGUUCUGCGCCAUCUUCCUCUUCUGUUGUUGCAGUUAAGAGUGCAAGUGGAACCUUUUCCUCUUCACAAAGUGGGGCCUCUUCUUCACAAAGUUCAACUAAUAAUGAUGGCUCUUACUCUUUCUCCUUCAAUGCAGCUGACCAUUCUCGUUCAGAAUCUGCUGAUGCUGACCUUAAUGUACAGGGACAGUUUUCUUUUGUUGCUGAUGAUGGUGUCAGAAGGAGGGUUGACUAUCAAGCUGGAGCUAACAGAGGAUUCACUGCAUCUGGUGAUCAUCUCCCAACUGCCCCAACUUCAAACACACCUGCUUCCUCCCAGUCCUCUGGUUUCCGUCCAUCAACUUACCGAGCCCCAUCAGCUUCUCCUCAGGGUUCUGCCAGCACCACUUUCUCUAGCCAACGUCCAUCUUCUCUCGCUGCUCCUCAAACCUACUCUUCUGGUGCUCGUCCCUCCUCUUCCUCAUCUCGUCCACCUUUCGAAGAAGCUAAUACCCGCAGUGAACUCAGACCAGAUGGAAGUUAUGCUUUUGCAUAUGAAACGUCCAGCCACUCAAGGAAAGAAGCAGGUGACACCAACAACAAUGUUGAUGGAGAUUUUGCCUUUAUUGCUGAUGAUGGUCAACGACGACAGAUCCAAUAUCAAGCUGGUUCUGACACUGGAUUCAUUGCUGAGGGAUCCCACAUUCCUGUAGGUCCUAUUGUCCCUGGAGCACCUUCUGGUCAGCCUACAGGAAGGAUUACUCCUGUAAAAGAAGUCCCAUUCAUUGACCCGUUAGCUAAUUCCAAUGCUGAUGCCUCCUAUAACUUUGCCUUUGAUUCUGAACAGUAUUCAAGAUCAGAGACGGCAGAUGCUGAUGGAAAUGUUAGGGGAACCUACACUGUCGUAGAUGAUGACGGAACAAAACGCACCGUUCGCUUCCGUGCUGGAGAAGGUAUUGGUUUCGAACCUCAGGAGGUGUCUUCCUCAAGGGGACCUCCCCCAUCUCGAAAAUCUCCCUCCUCUUCCUCCCCAUCUCACAGAGGAACAGUUGGCUCACCAUCUUCCCCUGCAGGAGCAUUUGCUGCUUCACCAUCAUCUCAAGUUGGAACGUUCUCUUCAUCGUCACCUAGUGCCUCAACACGACCAUCUUCCCCCUCACAGUAUUCUGCUCCUUCUUCACAAACACAUGGUCCGGAAAACUUCAAACUCACUCAGUACGACGCCUCAAAGAACCCCAAUAAAUUUGGAUACGUCUUAACUUUCAACUGAUAAAGGACUCGGCCGCACCUUUCUUACAAACAACUAUGGGAAUGUGAUGUUAAUAAACGGGAUGAACCUUAAUUAGUCUUAGUUAAUAAUAUUUUUAUUAUGAAACUAAUGUAUUAUAUUUUCUCACUAUCACAGUACCUGCAUUACCAUGACAAGCAAAGCUUUGGCACAUGUAAAUAAAAACAAUAAAAAGUGAGCAGA
Molecule: messenger RNA, 2562 nt
Organism: Macrobrachium nipponense
Lineage: Eukaryota; Metazoa; Arthropoda; Malacostraca; Decapoda; Palaemonidae
Exons: 4
Coding region: 1-2361 (786 amino acids)
Cellular component (GO): chitin-based extracellular matrix
Molecular function (GO): structural constituent of chitin-based larval cuticle
Source: RefSeq, a predicted model, not a curated record